AUGAUUACACGGAGGCUCGUGUCCGGAGCCGCAACGCGUUCGGUGGCCCGGCGCCUGGCGAGGCCUCCGGCUCGGCCCCCGAGAGUCUGCGCGUUCUCAACGCAGAGCUCAAGGCGAAAUGAGAACAAGACUGAGACAGCUUCGGAUGCCAGCACCAAAGCCAGCAGUGACAAGGGUCAAGGGGAGCCGUCGGUAGUAUUCAAGAUGGCCGAGUCGGCGGCGACGACCUUUGCCUCUAUCCUUGUACUGGGGCUGGGAUUCGCUGCGGCGGGCUACAUUUACCACAGAAGUUAUAAAAUGCUCGUGGUUAACAAAAUGGUCCGCGCUUUUGAACCUGGUGACCCGGUCCUUGAUCUUGCCGCCGUGGGCAAAGACAUGCCGUCUCAUCCCGAGGCCAAGGACGAGCGAUGGGUGCAUCGCUCAGAGCAAAGCAUUGUAGAUGCCAUCGUCGAUGGCCGCGAUGUUGGGCACUACUUUCUCAUGAUUGGCGAAAAGGGCACGGGAAAGAGCAGCAUGCUGCUUGAGGCGAUGCGCAAGAUCGAUGGCGAUGGCGUUUCCAUGUUUGAGGCGCACGCCGACCUGGAAGUCGUUCGCCUUCGCCUCGGCAAAGCUCUCAACUACGAGUUCCACGAAGAUUACAUUGGUGGCUACUUUAGCGAGCGCGGCCCGCGCGAGUCGACCGCGCUGCUCGACAUUGAGCGCGCCUUGAACAAGCUCGAAAAGGUGGCAAUGAAGCUGCUCAAGACGCGCAAGAAGCCGCUGAUCCUUAUUGUGAACCAAAUGCACCUCCUGCGCGACGACGACGAUGGUCGCGAUCUCAUUGAGCUGCUGCAGCAACGGGCAGAGCAGUGGGCUGCUACUAAUCUCGUCACCAUGAUCUUCAACUCGGACGACUAUUGGGUGUAUGAGCGCCUGAAACAGCUUGCCACGCGAAUGGAAGUCCUACCCAUUGCUGAUUUGCCCAAGAAGCAAGCCGUGAAUGCCCUGAAAAAAUAUCGCCAACGCUACUGGGGAGAGUCUCUCGAGUUGGAGCAGCUGGAGCAGGUUUAUGACCGAGUCGGCGGACGCCUGAAUUUCCUAAACAAAGUGGCUAAAAGCAAGAACAUGCUGGCAACAUGCGAAAGCAUCAAGGAUAUUGAGAAGAGGUGGUUCCUGAACCAGUGCUGGAUCCUGGGCAUGGAAAUGGACGACGAUGUUAUGGACCAGCAGAAGUGGGCGGCUGCCGCAAUGGUUCUUGCUCAAGCAUUGGUGGCCAAAGAAAAGGACAUGGAUCUUACCUAUGACCCCGUCAUCGGCCACAUGUUGCCAUCCUUCCCAUUCCACAUUGCCCAGGAGCUCAUGACACGAUGCGACUUUAUCCGCAAGCUGGACAGCCUCAACCUGUUUAGCAUCACGAGCAAAGCAGACGUGCGAGCCAGCAGCGUCCCAAUGCACCGGGCCUUCCAGGAGAUUUGCAGCCAGCCCGGCUUUGACAAGCACCUUGAGCUGACGAUUCAGCGCAUUGCCGACAUUGAGAGCUUGGGCAGAACGCGCGAGCUGGUGGCCAAGGAUCUUGUGCUCGGUGGGCAUUACGAGAUUGAGGCUGGCCGCAAGGGAAUCACGGUAAGAAUAAAGGAAGCCGAAAAUAAGGACGAUUAA
Akanthomyces muscarius is the source of this 1638-nucleotide messenger RNA. RefSeq lists its product as uncharacterized. Lineage: Eukaryota; Fungi; Ascomycota; Sordariomycetes; Hypocreales; Cordycipitaceae. The transcript is spliced from 3 exons. Bases 1 to 1638 code for a protein of 545 amino acids. The record is from RefSeq and is a predicted model, not a curated record.